Messenger RNA from Lizanozyma spartinae, 390 nucleotides. RefSeq lists its product as uncharacterized. The record is from RefSeq and is a predicted model, not a curated record. NCBI's taxonomy places the organism in Eukaryota, Fungi, Ascomycota, Pichiomycetes, Serinales, Debaryomycetaceae. The transcript has a single exon. The coding region runs from base 1 to 390 and encodes 129 amino acids.
AUGGGUUGGUUUGGAAGAACAGAAAAGCCCCAGGAGACUACUAUCCUUCCAGGAGAUCAGAUUCAUCAAAAAUCCCAUCAACCUCUACAGAUUGUUCCAGAAUUAGUUCAGACCAUUGAAACGUUGAAUGAACCAGUGACUCUUCAUCAACACAGCCAAGACAUAGAGGGAUUUGUCAACGAAAGACCUGCCAACACGUUCAUCAUUGAUGGAGAUAAGGAUGGCAGUCAAAGUAUCAUUUGUACUGACAAUGGCAAUGGAGGCAAGACAUGUUUAAAGUUGGGCUUGUCCUCAAUACAAUUGUUUAAGAAGAUGCAAUCAUUGGAAUACUUUUGUUCAUUACCUGAUGACAUUAAUGCUACUUAUUUUGAGUGUCGGAAGAUUACAUAG